AGAGAGAUGUUUUUAGCCUCACAAGACCUGACAGCUCACUGGGCAUCAGUGAAGUGCACUUUAAAAAACCCACACCGACGGGAGGUGACUUGUGACUAUUUUCAUCAGGCAGCUGGUCACGAUCCCCUUGGGUUGCAUCGAGGCUCUGAACCACUUGUAUUUUGAUUUUUUUUUGUUUUGUUUUGUUUUUUAAACCCUGCUUCUUUCCAGUUGGAAACACUGAGCUUAAAAGGAAAUCGUCUCUCUGAAGCAGACGUCAUGACAGGCUUCCUACGGGUCUUCUUGGCUCUCAGUGCCACUCUCUCAGGUUCCUGGGUGACUCUCACAGCCACUGCGGGACUCAGCUCAGUGGCUGAACAUGAAGACGCACUCCUCAGACAUUUGUUCCAAGGUUAUCAGAAAUGUGUCCGCCCUGUGUUGAAUUCCAGUGACAUCAUAAAAGUGUAUUUUGGAUUAAAGAUAUCUCAGCUUGUAGAUGUGGAUGAAAAGAAUCAGCUGAUGACAACAAACGUGUGGCUGAAGCAGGAAUGGACAGACCAAAAAUUACGAUGGAAUCCCGAAGACUAUGGUGGAAUUAAUUCGAUAAAGGUUCCAUCGGAGUCGCUCUGGCUGCCUGACAUAGUUCUCUUUGAAAAUGCUGACGGACGUUUUGAGGGCUCUCUCAUGACCAAGGCCAUUGUGAAAUCCAGCGGAACCGUCAGUUGGACUCCUCCCGCCAGCUACAAAAGUUCCUGUACCAUGGAUGUCACAUUUUUCCCGUUCGAUAAGCAGAACUGCUCAAUGAAGUUCGGAUCCUGGACUUACGAUGGUACCAUGGUCGACCUCAUUCUGAUCAAUGAAAACGUUGACCGGAAAGACUUUUUUGAUAACGGAGAGUGGGAGAUACUAAAUGCAAAGGGGAUGAAGGGCAACAGAAGAGAAGGCUUUUACUCCUAUCCGUUUGUUACCUACUCUUUUGUUCUGAGACGCCUGCCCCUGUUUUACACCCUCUUUUUGAUAAUCCCCUGCCUGGGGCUGUCUUUUCUCACGGUCCUGGUGUUCUACCUACCCUCCGACGAAGGGGAAAAACUCUCCUUAUCCACCUCGGUUUUGGUUUCUUUGACAGUGUUUCUUUUAGUAAUCGAAGAAAUAAUCCCGUCUUCUUCAAAAGUCAUCCCUCUCAUUGGGGAGUACCUCCUCUUCAUUAUGAUAUUUGUCACGCUGUCUAUUAUUGUCACGGUUUUUGUAAUUAAUGUCCACCACAGAUCUUCCUCAACGUACCAUCCCAUGGCCCCCUGGGUGAAGAGGCUGUUUCUGGAAAAACUCCCGAGAUGGCUUUGCAUGAAGGACCCCAGGGACCGCUUCUCUUUCCCCGAUGGAACGGAGAGUAAGGGAACCGUGAGGGGGAAAUUUCCAGGGAAAAAGAAGCAGACUCCUACCAGUGAUGGAGAAAGAGUUCUGGUCGCUUUCCUGGAGAAGGCCUCUGAGUCCAUCAGAUACAUCUCGAGGCAUGUGAAGAAGGAACACUUCAUCAGUCAGGUUGUUCAAGACUGGAAAUUCGUGGCUCAGGUUCUUGACCGCAUCUUCCUCUGGCUCUUUCUGACAGCUUCGGUUUUGGGCUCUGUCCUGAUUUUUAUUCCAGCCUUGAAGAUGUGGAUACAUCGUUUCCAUUAGGAACUGCUCUCUGGAUCCAUGUAGAAGACACACAUAGAGAGAAUCCCACCUAGAACUGAGGGCUGCUGGUGUGUUCACAGAAAGGAGUUGCAUGCAACAGUUGUGGUGCCCUUGCCUUGUCCUGGGAGCCUUCUGUGACUGGAGGAAACUGAGAAAACGUGGGUUUGAGCUAGUGUGAUGGUGGCUGCCAUUAGAGAUGUAUUUGGGCAAUUCAGAGAAGUCUCCAUGUCAUGUUGUUGUGUGGGAGGCUCCGAAAUGCUCCAUUUGCCUAUCCCUGAACUACUGCAUCUGCCCAUCCCCCAGACUUCUACAUCUGCUCAUCCCUAAACUCUUGAUUUUGUCCAUCCACUGAACUCCUAGUAUCUGCCCAGCCCCUUAUCGACUUGUCUGCACACUGGGGCCAUGUGGUACUUCUCUAGCAGUGUGGUUGAACACGUUUUGACAACAGUUUCAGGAAUUACACAGGUACAACUCUUGCCACACAGGUCAAAGAUGCCACUUGUCAACAAAUGUCCCAUAAAUAGGGUCAUUGAAGAUGACCUUGAAUGACUAUGACAGUUCUCUAAGGCAGGGGUUAUUGGAAGUUUGUUCACUGCAUUGUAAACUUUUCUAAUACAGGUAGGAACUACACCAGAAAAAUAGCCAUUAGCUAUUAGAACUGCAUUCAUUAAUGCAUGUCUUUUUUUUUUUUCUCUUAGAAAAUUAAAAGUGUUAAAUGUUCUUUGAUUAUGGUUUUGGCUGGUGUCUUAGGCAGUGUUCUAUUACUGUGAAGAGACACUGUAACCAUGGCAACAGGUCAGGUGCAGAGGUUUAGUUCACUUUCAUUACGGUGGGAAACAUGGUGGCACUCUGGCAGAUAUGGUGUUGGGAGAGGUAGCCUAGAGUUUUACAGCAAGAGAGAGACUGGUGUGGGCUUUUGAAACCCCAAAGCACACCCCCAGUGACAUACUUCCCCCAACAAAUCUACACCUCUGGAUCCUUCUCAAGGAGUGACAAUCCAUGAUGACUAAGUACUAAAGUAUGGGAGCUCAUGGGGGCCAUUUCUAUUCAAGCCACCACAGACAGAACCGGUUUUCACAGAGUUUUCUGCCUCCACCUGUGUCCCCUCUCCCUGUGUCUCCCUCCUUUCCUCAUCCCACCCCAUGCUCCUCCAGGACAGUCAGGAAGUGUUUAUCAGAUUUACUUUGCUGCCGUUGCUUCUGAGUCCUUCCUGGGCUUUGUUAAAGGAGUUUGUUCUUCCACCUCAGUGAAACCCCAUGUGCUCUGUUUUAUUUGAGACACGGUUCUUCUAAGCAGUUUAUCCCUGAGAUUUAAAAAACCCUAAUCUAAGAUUUUAUUUUUAGAUUACUAUAACUGCAACAUUCAGUAAGCGCUGCGUUCUCUUAUUCCUACUAGUCUGAUUAUUUUUUUUCUUCCUAAAUAGCUUAAGCUUUUCUUAUCUUCAGUCUUAGACAUGUCACACUGUGCCUGAGCAGAGAAUGAUACCCCCAUCCAUCUCUAUCUCUAUUCCCUCCACCCUCCCCUUCUCCUCUCCUCUCUGCCAUCUCCUUCUCUCUGCACGCGAUGACUAGUGUCUUCAAGCUAUGCAGAUUCUUUUCUAUUUCUCUUACUAUCUCUGUUCUGCAUUUUCUCUCUUUGUCUCUAAAAAUUUCUGAUAAAAUUUCUUGUCAUUGUUGGGCCUGUACUCCUUGUUUAUUAACUAACCGGUUGACUCUUCUUUCAUACUUUUAAAAUUCUUUAAUUAAUAGUUUCUUAAUUCUUUGACAAUUCCAUACAACAUAUUUUGAUCCUAUUUACCCCAAAUUCCUCCCCUGUAACUUCUCCUAGACCCACUCCCUCACCCUAUCCCCCCACAUCAGGUCCUUAUUAUUUAUUUUUAAAUGCCCCCCUCCCCUGAGUCCAAUUUGUGUUGCCUGCAUACUCCGGUGUGGUCCCAGCCUUUGGUCCCAACUCUGCAGCUGGUUCCUCUCUAGCUGUAUCAGUCUGUGUGAGCAAGGGAGGGUAGGAGCUCUUGCUGAUAGCACAGCGGGAGACUCUGCGCUCAGACUACCAGCAUCAUGCUUCCAACCCUGGCAAGCAGCCUGCAUGAACCCCUCACUGCCCAUGGCGGGGUCAGCCCUUGGUCAGACUUCUCUAACUAGUCUUUUGUUUGGACUCUUCCAAUGGUGUUUAAGUGCCUUUGUAGCGGGAAUGCUGUAAACCCUGAUCUGGAGUUCCCACUGAGUCCAACCACAGCCAGUCGAAGGAGAAUCUCUGCUUCAGGUUCUUUAGAUCGCCUUGCACAGACUACACGGCUCUCCCACCUCGCUGCCAAUAGUGUGCCCACAAGAUCCAGCACACGAGAUGGAUUUUUAAAGAAAUGGAUAAACACAGUGGAACAAGAGCUAGGUCACACAGAUUGCUGGUCCUAGCUCUGUGGCUAACCAGUGGUGUGAGCAGUGGGCCUUACACACGCUGUCUCCCUGAGGACUUUUUAGCUUGUGGGUCAGCAGAACGAGGUGAGCAUUCGUGACCUUUGAAGUUCUCCUCAGUCCUGUACUCUAUCUUUUGGAGGUUUGCUAUGGAGCUUCCUCAGUGUUCAACCCCAUGGUCCUCACAGUCGCAUUGUUCCUUGCUGGGCAGGUAGUGUUGAAGGGUGUGUGUGGUCUGCUCUGUGGCUCCCUGAGGGUAGACAUUGUGAUAAAAAUCAAGGCUUAGCUAUGACUUCCUGAAUGAUACUGUGGAUAAAAGAACGAAUAGUUAUUAUUCCCCCUCCUCCAGGUUGAUUUUAAUUCAUCACAUUUGAUGUGUGAUUACACUAGGAAAAGUGCAGUAUCAAUGUUAGAAAAAAAAUGUUUGGAUCUGAGCUUAGCUUUACAUUUGGAAAAAUACCAGCACGAACCAUUUCCCACAACAAAUAUUUUCUGUUGAAUCAAAUAAAGAAAAGAUUAAGCCUA
Molecule: messenger RNA, 4589 nt
Organism: Mus musculus (house mouse)
Lineage: Eukaryota; Metazoa; Chordata; Mammalia; Rodentia; Muridae
Gene: Chrnb3
Product: cholinergic receptor, nicotinic, beta polypeptide 3
Exons: 6
Coding region: 259-1653 (464 amino acids)
Biological process (GO): chemical synaptic transmission, postsynaptic; modulation of chemical synaptic transmission; regulation of postsynaptic membrane potential
Cellular component (GO): postsynaptic membrane; protein-containing complex; plasma membrane
Molecular function (GO): acetylcholine binding; heterocyclic compound binding; extracellular ligand-gated monoatomic ion channel activity
Source: RefSeq, marked validated